CCCCUUAUUCAUCUGUGUAGGAGUUUAGGCUUCAAUUUUCUGCCCCAGCUAGGACGCAACUGGAGAAUGAUCUGACCUGACUGAGAGACCCUGGCUAAUACUUUCUAAUAAUUCAUUCAGGAAAGAUGGAGAGCUGUCACUGUUUCUUGCUGCUUUGCUCACUGGUCUUUGCGCUGUCUUUUGCAGAGGAGGCAAUGUUUGAGAAUGAGAUCGACCUUACAGAGUUUAUUAGAAGGAUUUCUUCCUCUGGACUACUGGUCAGGGAUCAGCCUCUGGCUAUCAACAGAGACCUUCGCUUUGAAACAAACUCACUGGAGGAGCUUGGAGAUCCAGAGGAUUCCAUUCCCAUCUGGACUGAUGAGGAACCAGUCAUCCAGAAUACACUCAACACCGGGACGACCAUCCCUGAUAUUCCUGACUAUGGCCCCAUAGUGUUGACCAACAAUGGGUUGAUCAAGGGACUCACAGUGGAAAAGUCCCACAUAUUUUAUGGGAUCCCGUACGCGGACCCACCUGUGGCCACGCACCGCUGGAAGCCCCCCCAGACCGGUCACCCCGUGGCCGGGGGUCCACGAUGCCACGUACCCAAGGAACGCGUGUAUGCAAGGCUGCAGUGGCCCCAUAUCUGACAAGUGCCCUCAGAAGGUGAGUGAGAACUGCCUCUACCUCAACAUAUUUGUACCUCUGGAUGUGAACUUCAGUUCCCCUUUACUGACAACCCUGCCAGUGAUGGUGUGGAUCCACGGGGGAGAUUUCAUUGCUGGCUCAGCCUCCAAGCCCCUGUACGAUGGGAGGUUCAUCAGUAACUUCACUCACACUGUGGUGGUGAGCAUGGCGUAUCGGCUAGGGGCGUUUGGUUUCCUCGUCUCGGGAAAAGACCCCAAAACCUCAGCAACUGGGAAUUAUGGGAUCCUGGAUCAGCAGGUUGCUCUUCUCUGGGUUCAACAAAACAUUGCUCUGUUCGGAGGCGACCCCAGCAAGGUGACCAUAUUUGGGGAGAGUGCAGGAGCCCAGUCAGUGAGCCUCCAUCUGAUGGUCCAGAGCAGUAAGCCCCUGUUCAAACAGGCUGUGUUCCAGAGCCUACCCUUCUCCAUCCCUCUCAAGACCAGACAUGAUGCCCUGAAGCUGGGGAGGGACUUUGCCAGACAGGCCAACUGCUCUGUGAGUGACCUCGUGUGCCUGCUGUCCCUCAGUCCUCAGGCUGUCCUCGCUGCCGAGAUGAAGUCAAGUUCCAAAGUGGUGAAUCCCUUCAGGUUCCUGGAGAUCUUUGAGAUCUGGGGGCCCUAUGUGGAUGGAGAGCUGAUCAAGGAGCAGGCUGUGACUGCCUUCCAGAAGGGCCACUGGCAGAAGGAGAAACCAGUCCUCCUUGGGACCACUUCAGAGGAGGGGGUGAUAUUUGUGUACGGGGUCUUCACCAAGCCUGUGUCUGCGGUGGAGUGCACCGUCUACACCGCGGCCAUCUUCAAACAGCACGCCCUCAGGAUCCUACACAAGUACCUGCCCCUGUACAAGGACAUUGACCGACGGGACAUGCUGGCUCAGAUUGUGACAGACUACGUCUUCCUUUGCCCCUCCCGCAAGACAGCCCGGGCAGGCACCAAAGUGGGCAGCGCCGUGUGGAUGUACGUCUUCGACCAUGUGAUAUCGGACCACAGUGUGUGGUCCGGUCUGUCCUUCUGCUACGAGCACGUGUGUCACGGUGCUGAGCUGCCCUUCCUCUUCAACACUGCCUCCAUGGCUAACUUCACGCUGGCCCCACCCGAGAGGCUGCUGUCCAAUCGGAUGUUGUGUUACUGGGGGACAUUCGCCCACACCGGGGACCCGGCCUCACGGAUGCAACAGAGCGGCUUCUGUAGACAGCAGCGCCUGCCGGCCUGGCCCCGCUACUCUGACACCAGCUCUUGGUUGGUCAUGAACUUCACUGUCCGCUCCCAUGCCCAGGUGGGCACCAGGGACCAUAUCUGUGACUUCUGGGACAAGCUGGGCAUCUAUUAGGACAUAGGGGUGGGCAUGGGGCGGGCAAUGGUGUUGUUAUUGGUUAUGUAUGUAUACAUAGAGUGUUAUGUCACAUUUGGCAAUUCACCCUACAGUCGGAAUGGUUGUCACCCUGUACACAUUAGAGAUGAUUUGUGAAGCACUUCUGUAGGAGGAGGGGCGACGAGGGGAGGG
Molecule: messenger RNA, 2169 nt
Organism: Oncorhynchus gorbuscha (pink salmon)
Lineage: Eukaryota; Metazoa; Chordata; Actinopteri; Salmoniformes; Salmonidae
Product: crystal protein
Exons: 8
Coding region: 490-1995 (501 amino acids)
Molecular function (GO): cholinesterase activity
Source: RefSeq, a predicted model, not a curated record